AUAGAAACCAAUCAGCUUCCAGGUUUUAUUGUCAAAGCUUAAUUGAACAAGCUGAAGUUAGAAGCUGAUUGGCUACCGUUCACAACUUCACCAGAUUCUAAGUGCUCCAGGUUUAGUAAAUACCCCCCAAAGUUUUUACUUGCAAUUCCUCCCUGGCGGUAUUCCUGAGUGUAGCUCGGAGUAAAGUUUCGGUACCACAAGCGGUAACCCUGAGCUACACUCGGGCUUACCAUGCGGCAUUGCUCCGGGAUCCCUCAAUCACUUACCUUGUCCUGCGCUCCCGCGAUGUCCCUCCUGCAGUGUCCCCAGCAAUGUAAUCCGGCGGAUGCCGGCAUCUGUCAUCUGGGUUCCGUCGCGAGCGUCGGGACGUACGGGGGACAGAACGGCGGGAAAUUUGAAAAUGACAUUCGCUAAGUUCACUAA
Molecule: messenger RNA, 423 nt
Organism: Staurois parvus
Lineage: Eukaryota; Metazoa; Chordata; Amphibia; Anura; Ranidae
Source: the annotation of a GenBank genome assembly